GGCUGCCUCUGCAGCUGGGAGGGUCUUUGGCUCUUACCCACACUCCCUGCAAGCCCCUCCCUUCCCCCCCAAAGCUGGAGUUUGAAUUUCUCAGCACUGGGAUUUUUGCUGACAUCCAUGUGGGAUCAACACUGAGUUUGGUAGAGAAGGAUCAGUAUCCAAAGAUGAAAAUGAAGGAGGAGAUUCCAGAAGGCCCCACGUCUGCUGGGGCACCAGAAGAUUCUGAAAACAGCCACCAUGUUGUCCAGGCUGGGUCCAAGGGAGAAGGUCUGCAUCAAGUGACCUCACAGGGGAUUAAACUGGAGCCAGAGGAGAGGCAGCUGCAGUGCUGGGAAGCCCAGCUGCAGGAGUUCCUGAAGAAGGUCGAGUCUCCUCCCUCCAGGUCAGAAAACACAGAGCCCCCCUCAGAGGCUGAGAUGUCUCUGGUUCCCUCUGAUGUCUACCAGAGUGGAAAAGGGACAGUGAGGCUCCAGCCAGACUUCAGAGAGGGAGACCCAACUGCCUCUGGGACCCUAAAACCUGGAGAUCAAGGCAGCUGCCAAAAGGUGAAGGUGGAGAUUCUGAGAGAUGAGACCAUCAGCACUGAGGUCCUGCGCCAGCGUUUCCGGAACUUCUGCUACCAGGAGGCCGGGGGGCCGAGAACGGCUUGCAGCCGCCUCCAAGAACUUUGCCACGGGUGGCUGAAGCCGGAAAGGCGCACCAAGGGGCAGAUGCUGGAGCUGGUGAUCCUGGAGCAGUUCCUCAGCAUCCUGCCCUUGGAGAUCCAGAGCUGGGUGAGGGAAGGUCAGCCAGAGACCUGCGGCUAUGCGGUGGCCCUGGCUGAGGAGUUCCUACUCCAGCAUGGAGAGGUUGAGAGAGAGGAGAAACAGGUGUUACAAAUGUUUGAGGAGCUGCCUGUGAAAUUCUACGAAGCAGCACAGACUUCGCUGGACCCUGGACAGAAGCAUCCUUGCGGAGAGAUCAAGCAGGAGAGCAAUGGAGGUGAUAUGCUGGUGAGUGAGCAUGGUAAGGAACCACAGGGGUUCCCCUCUGAAAAACUAAAAACCGAGAAGGAGGAAGAGACCUGUGGCAACCAGGACAGACCAGAAAGGCAGGUGGAGAGCCAAGCACAGAAGAGGACAGUGAUAUCCAUUAAUGAUCCAACUGGUACCCUUUGCAAAAUGACCCUCUCACAAAAAUUACCCAAAAGGACAAUUAGGCAUACUUGUCCUGUUUGCGGAAAAGGCUUUUCUCGGAAAUCGCACCUGAAAACGCAUCAGAUUAUUCACACAGGAGAGAGACCCUUUAAGUGUGCGGCUUGUGGGAAAACCUUUAAUCAGAAAGCAAGCCUUACCGCCCACCAGGUCAUCCACACAGAGCGGAAAUCUUAUAUGUGCACAGACUGUGGGAGGAGUUUCCGACAACACUCAAGCCUUCUUGGGCACCAGAAGUUUCACACGGGCGAGAGGCUGUAUAAAUGUUCAGCUUGCGGGAAGAGCUUCAGUCAAAGGGCCGACGUCAUCAGACACAGGCUGGCAAACGAGCACGGAGAUCAGGAGACCCAGGGGAUGCCUUCCUGUCCUGUCUGCGGAAAAAGCUUCGCGACACAAACAACCCUCAAGAGACACCAGAGGAUCCACACAGGAGAGAAGCCAUACAAGUGCUCAGAUUGCGGGAAAAGCUUCACUCAGAAAUCGAGCCUGCUUACCCACAGAAUGAUCCACACAGAAGAGAAGCCACACAAAUGCUCCGACUGUGGGAAAAGCUUCAAGCAAGCCUCGGUGCUUUUGAUACACCAGAGAUCGCACACGGGAGAGAAGCCAUUUCAGUGCUCCAUCUGCAUGGAGAGCUUCAGCCAGAGAGCACAUGUCAACAGACAUAUUAUUAGAAAACACACGAGAGAGAAACAGAAGGCCUGUGUUUCACAAACCUCUGACAGCUGAAAAGCCACUUUCUUCCAAAUUAAAAAUGGGAGGCGAGCUUCAGUCUUACCUUUGAAAAGGCUUCUUUCUAGAGAAUGUCACUGCAAGGUUGACAGCAGAGAAACCCAGUACUGCUACUCACACAGAGGCAUGAAAGGCAACCUCUUCUGAGGGCAGUUAAUUAUUCUGCAACUCUGUACUGGAAGUGAAUUCUCUCAUUGCAUCUGAGGCGGAGGUGGGGCAAAAUGCCCACCUCUACAGAGACUAAAUGGAAUGAGACAAAAAUGGAUCAGGUCUUCAUGCGGAGGCAUGGUGGGCCAUCCUUCCCUUUGUUUGGGUGCUUUAUUUCUUGCAACACUUUCCAAGAGUGUGCCAUGUUGGGAAUGAUGGCAAUAUACCAUUGUAUGACCUCAGAGGAAACCUUUCCGGUGGGUCCCUCUUUAUUUAGACACCCACAGACAGUGGUGGCCUAAGGGAUUGUGGCACCUGAAGGAAGGUGCCCAAUGUUGCCUUGCCCCACGACCAUGGUGGGGGUCAGCUCUCUUUCAGGAUUGACUCUUGCAAGCGUUGAAAGUGGCACGGGGUGCAGAGGGUUGCCAGCCGCCCCCUGUACUCUCCUUGUGCUUCUUGCAAGCUUUACAUAAGAACAGCCCUGCUGGAUCAGGCCCAAGGCCCAUCUAGUCCAGCAUCUUGUUUUACACAGUGGCCCACCAGAUGCCUCUGGGAAGCCCACAGGCACGAGGUGAGGGCAUGCCCUUUUUCCUGCUGUUCCUCCCCUGCAACUUGAAUAGGGUUUUGUAAACAAGCAGGCUAGACUUUCCUGAGAUUACCUCAGAGAGAGAGAGAGUGUGUGUGUGUGUGUGUGUGUGUGUGUGUGUGUGUGUGUGUGUGUGUGUGUUGUUUGUUUUAAUUAUAAAUUAGGUGAAGUAGCCAAGCCCACAGAAGUCAAUGGGACCUUCUUAUAGAAGUCCAGUUCAGUUCUCCUGCCAGCAUUCUGGCAGUGGAGGAUGGGCAGAAGGAUACUGAGGUAAUUUUGAGGCCUGAGGGAGAUACUCUCUGCUUGACAGUUUAUUGGUGAAGAAAAGAGGGUCAGCGGGGAGGAGAAGAAAAGGCAUGCCACAGUCUUGGGCAGGCUUGCUGAAAAGGAAGCCCUCUUAAACAGAGAGGGACUCGAGCUAAUAAGAACAGCCCUGCAGGAUCAGGCCCAAGGCCUAUCUAGUCCAGCAUCCUGUUUCCCACAGUGGCCCACCAGAUGCCUCUGGGAAGCCCACAGGCAUGAGGUGAGGGCAUGCCCUCUCUCCUGCAGUGUUCCCUCUAACAGGGAU
Hemicordylus capensis (graceful crag lizard) is the source of this 3226-nucleotide messenger RNA. RefSeq names its product zinc finger protein 397-like. The transcript is spliced from 4 exons. Gene Ontology annotation, biological process: regulation of transcription by RNA polymerase II. Gene Ontology annotation, molecular function: DNA-binding transcription factor activity, RNA polymerase II-specific; RNA polymerase II cis-regulatory region sequence-specific DNA binding. Lineage: Eukaryota; Metazoa; Chordata; Lepidosauria; Squamata; Cordylidae. The record is from RefSeq and is a predicted model, not a curated record. The coding region runs from base 165 to 1922 and encodes 585 amino acids.